This is a messenger RNA of Penicillium taxi, 4956 nucleotides long. RefSeq names its product Armadillo-like helical. The record is from RefSeq and is a predicted model, not a curated record. Gene Ontology annotation, biological process: tRNA methylation. NCBI's taxonomy places the organism in Eukaryota, Fungi, Ascomycota, Eurotiomycetes, Eurotiales, Aspergillaceae. The coding region runs from base 1 to 4956 and encodes 1651 amino acids. The transcript is spliced from 9 exons. Gene Ontology annotation, cellular component: cytosol.
AUGGAAGCUGAUUCAACUUACGGCGCUCAAAGUAUCGGUAUUCCCAGUAUGGAGGAAAUUGCCCUCAACAUACAAAUUUUGCCCGAAAAGACCUUGCAAGAGAUUGCCAAAGGCCCAUUAGUCAAGUUCACGCUGACAUGCACUGACAAUGAGAAAGUGAGCCGAGUAUGGGAGUCACUCAGUAAGACACUGUCGUCACCAUCUUUCUCUCAUCAGCAUACAUAUGCCGCGUGCAAUGCCGUUUCUGCAUUUAUCGAUGCUGCUGUAAAUUCUAAGAAUGAGCAGACAAGGCAGAUUGUUCUAUCUUCAGAGACGUGGCUGGCAAUCUUCAAUGUGUUUUUGACCCGGUACGAGGAUGUCACGCCGAAACCUUUGAAGCAGCUACUGGCCUCUCUCACCAACAUUAUGCUCAAGCAUUACCGAGGGGAGACAAGAGCUUCUGUCCAAAGAGCUAUUGCUAAUGCCAUACUUCCAAGUUUCAUCCUUGGCGAGCUUCGAUCUCGACUAAAGGGCUCGCUCGUGUGUCUUGAAAUGUUCAUUCGAAAGAAAGCUAUGACAGCUUCCGAAUUGAUAUUGAUUGUUCAGAAAUGGCUACUUGAUCACCAGAACAAAUGGGUACCUGUGUAUGAGAAGGACCGAGAAGCUCUCUACUAUGGACAGCAUAAUCCCGAGUCAGCUAAUAUGACAGGCGAGCCAUCUUAUGAACUUGCAGCAAGGGUCUUGUUCCUAGGCUUGUUGACUCACACAAAUGACCGAGGAAUGGCCGGUACAUCUGGAACUACUCUUGCCUCGAUUUUGCAAAAGAUGAAGCUGGAAACUCCGGACCAGAACGUGUCUCUUAUCUGGGUGUCCCCAGUGAGACAUAUGAUGCUGCAGAACAUGGAUUAUUUGGAAAUUCUUUCAAACCAAAUUCUUCAACCGAUAUUCAUUGCAGACCCGGCAGGAUUUAAUUGUUUUGUGGAACGUCUUCCAUUAAAGAGUCUUCUGGCUGGUGACAUGAUUGAUACUGCACACUCGGAGUAUCUACUUCUUUUCACUUCUCUACAAAUGGGCAAGAACGCCAAUCUGGUUCACGACGACUAUGACUCUUCAAAAUCUGGUUUAGCAAAGGGCAGUGCCUCCUGUCACAUAAUCUUGAAGAGCGAAAUUAUCGGCAAGUUUCUCCUACAUCGAGAAUCAACAAUUCGAGUUGCAGCUCUGGCAUUGUUGAUCACUGCCUUCUCAAGGGCCAAGCCGUUCACCAAAGCUGCAACUAGGGCCAUUCUGAAUGGACUUCCCUCCAUGCAUGCCGACUCUGAUUCAUAUAGUCGAGGGGAGAUUAUGAGCCUUACGCGCAAGUUUAUCAUCCGCCUAAAAGGUGGAAUUCUCGGAGAAGGGCCUGUCUUGGAGUCAGCAGCAGACAAAAAACAGCCCGCCUCGACAAUGAAUGACUCUGAGACCAAAUUCUUUCUCCGAGAAUACCUUGAUUUCCUUGAAAGCGAUUUAUCUAUCACAGCCUCAUAUCCGCGCCAUAUCAGUGCAUUGAAGGCUAUCAAGCUAUUACUAGACUCCGGGCUUGACCCAAGGGCAGGUAUUAUCCCUCCCAAGUCGGAAGUUCAAACUCGAUGGCAGCUACAAAUGGAUGUUUUUGAGCCCCGUCUUCUUCGGCUUUUGGUGGAUUUGCUCCUUGAUCCAUUUGAUGAAGUUCGACAAGCCUCCCUGACAAUCAUCAACCUUUUCCCUCAACAAAUAAUGAUGAGAGGUCUUCGUGAUGGAACUGAUCAGCACCCAACACCUGGACUACGUCUCACAGAUGCUUUAGCUCGAGCUGAGAGCAUCGCGAGUAAAACUAGUCGAGCAGAUCAUGCAGACACGGUUGCUCGAUUAUAUCACGUUUUAUUCACCGCUGCUCUUUCAAGCGAUUCCCCCGAAGCUGGCUCAGGCUGGUGGGAAACGAAGGCGUCGGUAGUCAAUGCCAUUUUGGAGAAGCUAGAGGAAAGACUUUUGAGCCCCAAGGGCUUGUUCAACUCUUCUAUGCAAGAGGCACCCCUGCAUGGACAUAUGUCCGGUCUCAGACAAAUCGUUCUCAUGCCAAGUUUUCAUUCAUACCUUACCCAGGAAGGCUCCAUCGCCUGGCGUUCUGUACAUGACCGGAUAGUUGCCAUAUGCGAUAAGGUCUGGCAACAAGUGAAGCCUUUCCUAUGUGAUGAUUCCCCCGAGGGGAACUCAGAUGACCUGAAUGAGGAGCUUUCAGUUGGACCAAAAGAUAUUCUUUCAUAUUCCUGGAGAUCUUUGCGCGAGUCAAGUUUGCUGCUUCAUGCGACAAUGUUCAAUCAGCAAUACGCCCCAGCUGGAAAGAUCGGGCUUCAGCUUUCAGAUUUUGAACAUGUUGGACGAACAAGCUUCACCCAACUGGCUGAACUGCGCCACCGAGGUGCCUUCUCGACUGUCUCGCAGACAUUCGCUACGUGCUGUACGCGAUGUAGUACAUUUAAUGAUCCUGCUGUUCAAGAACUACCUCGCUUUUGGUAUCAAGAAGCCAAAAAUACCAUCUUUGAAUCCGCCGCCAAACUUACUCGACGAUCUGCUGGAUUGCCCGCUUUAAUGACAGGCAUUCUUUCCUCUAGUCCCGGCUCGCCCUUUUUCAACCAAGCCUUAAACGAGCUUCAUGAUAUUUCACGCUUGCCUGUCGAAUAUGACAAAGACCAACAAUAUUUGGAACUACCGCAAGUUCACGCCAUGAAUUGCUUGAAGGACAUUUUCACAAACACAAAACUGGGUCAAUUCACUGAGUCGUUUAUCAUGCCUGCUCUUAUCCUUUCAGCUGAACGACUCGGAUCGCCAAUCUGGACUCUUCGAAAUUCAGGACUGAUGCUCUUCCGCGCUUUGCUGAUUCGGAUGUGUCGUCUAGUCCCUGGAAAUGGAACAGGUUUUGGUGGCGAAUCUGGGUCAGAACCAGGAUCUAAAAUUUCUUUCCCCAAGUAUACAGGUCUGAUUGAGUUGCUAUCUCAGCUUCUUGCAUCCUCCGAGGGGGCGGCAGCUCAUGAGGGAACUGAGAUUAUGACAGAGCGCAUUUUCCCAGCCCUUGAACUAAUCGGAGAGAAAAUUCCAUCUUUCUCUGACAACUACGAUACCAUACUUUGUGCCCUUGUCUUGGAGCAUUUAAAGAGUCCUGUCUGGGGUAUCAGGGAGCAUGCAGCCCGUGUGUAUGCGUCUUUACUGACCCGCACAAACAUCCUCGGGGAUGUCCGUCAUUUGGUUGAUAAAUUCAAAGUAGAGUGUACCGAAAACUACGCACAUGGAACAGUCUUUUGUGUUCAAUAUUCUCUUCGUCGAUUUGCGGCCACAACGAAUGUCUUCUGGGCUUCUCAUGUCGAUGACCUUAUGGCUACUAUACGUUAUGUCUUGGGAGUGGUCUUCCCUGUCGCUAAGUCUCCCUAUGUUGCAACUGAUCUCGUUGAAAUUUUGAAUGAUAUGUUGGAGCGAAGUAUCAACGCGGGCAUUGAAGACAAGGCUGCCAUAUUUGUUGAGUCUAUGGUCCAGGAAUACGAUCUUAACGGAGUGCUGAAUUAUCUCUUUGACGCCUCCAAAGCAGGCUGGAAUCUUACUAGCACGACGCGUGCUUCUUCUCUCCUACGCAGAGCAGUUGCUUGGUGUACACUACUUAGGAUGCUUUCAUUGUCUCAAUGGAGCGGUAUUCCUGAGUUUUAUCAUGGGGUUGCAUUGUUGGACGUCAAUGUUGCUACUUGGAUCUCCGAACAGGUCCAUGAGAAAUUCGGCACCAAUGAGAAGUACAGAAAACCCUUGGUUGACUUGUACAGUUCUAUUCUAUUGAAUAAGUACCCCGAGGAUGUGAAAACAAUGGCCGCCUCAAAUCUGACCUCCGUCUUGGAAGAUCUUCUUUCUUCUGAAACCAGUGCUGUUUCCCAACUCGCACUCCCAUGGGAACAUCUUGGAAAGAGCUUCCAGCCUGAGCUCCAUUUUGAACAGUGGAACAGACAAGCAACUGACGCAGAGCUUCGUCUUCAGGGAUGUUUGCUUGCUACUCGAGUCUCAUCAAUCGAAGGGCAAUCACUCGAAUCCCUCAAAGUAGACCUUUACAGUUGGGCUAUCAAGCUUCGGUCGGCACUUACCGAGGAAACAGAGUUCACAACUCGCUAUGCUGCGGUGACAUCACUUCACAGCUUCCAGCGAGGCCUUCGUCCCGAAGGUGCUUCUCCUAAGGUCGAUCCCAUUCUUUUGGAUAUCUAUUUGAUCAUGUAUGAUAUGCUCAAUGAUGACGAUGAAGACCUACGCGACAUCGCUGCGGAUACUGCAUCCUGGGUGCUAUCAUAUUCCUCUGUUUCGCCCACCACAGCAAUCGCGCUUGGUCCGCUGAAUGCUAGUCUGCAGCUUUCUCGCUUCAUUAUCGACCACUACUCGGAUUCUCUGCACUUAUCCAGGCGACUGAUCAAGUAUCUCACUGGUCAAGAGCCUCGUAUCAGUGGCUCUGAUAAACAAACUCAUCUCAUCUCGGUAGCAGAUCUUAUUGCCGAGUAUGACCAAGACAGCACAGUUCUCUUUGUCGAAGAGAAACAGAACCUGUUUAUUGAUGAUGUGCGUGAGGUCGAUGUCUGGUAUCAAGCACUCUUACGCAUGAAAAGAAGUGCAUACCCGGAAACUCUUCUUCGUCAGAUUUCGAGCUGGGUUUCCGAGGGCCUAUCCCAUAUCUCGAACUCAGUGGCUCAGCGUGAUGGAGGAGAUGGUCUCAUCGGCUGGACUUCAAAACCUGAAACAUUUAUCCUCGGAAUACGGAUAUUUAGCAUUGCUUCAGCACUAGUGUCUGAAGAUUUCCCUGCCCCCAAUAUCAUGGAUGUCGAGCAGUCAACACUACAAAGCCAACUUCAAUCUUUAUCGCAAGUUGGCAAGUCGGUUUCAUUGCAUGAUGAGUGGCUGAGAAGGAUUGAGUUGGGGUUGAAUUGUGGGGUUCGAAGCUAG